AUGUCCGCCACCAAGACGGCCCUCCUCCUCGCGCCGGCCGUGACCAGCACGUGCACGCUGCUCUACGGCCUCGACCAGGACCUCUUCCUGCGGCUCCUCACCCUGCGCAGCACCUACCGCGACGCCAACAGCCUGCUGCCCGCGUACUGGACGCGCCUCAUGCGGAUCGGCCUCCCGCGCGUGCUCUCCUUCCUCUCCGCCACGGCCGCCACCUCGAUCGCGGCCGUGGUGCUCGCGCGGCCGCUGCUGCGGCAGCGCGCGAGCGUCGGGUGGUACGCGGCGGCGGCAGGGUGCGCGGCGGCGCACCUCGCGUGGGUGCCGUGGGUGACGGGCCCGAUCAGGGCCAUGGUGGAGGACGACGGCGUGGCGGUCGAGGACGAGGAGGGGCAGACAAACGUCGACCACCAGGUCAGGUGGCUCAAGGUGAAUCUGGCGAGGACGUUGACGACGGACCUGCUGGGGUGGGUGUGCGCGCUGGUGGCGGUGACCAAGACGUUGGCGGUGGAGUGA
This is a messenger RNA of Akanthomyces muscarius, 510 nucleotides long. RefSeq lists its product as uncharacterized. Lineage: Eukaryota; Fungi; Ascomycota; Sordariomycetes; Hypocreales; Cordycipitaceae. The record is from RefSeq and is a predicted model, not a curated record. The transcript has a single exon. The coding region runs from base 1 to 510 and encodes 169 amino acids.